AUGUCGUCGGGUCUCCGCGCGGCCGAUUUCCCCCGCUGGAAGCGCCACAUCUCGGAGGAACUGAGGCGCCGGGACCGGCUGCAGAGCCAGGCGUUCGAGGAGAUCAUCCUGCAGUAUAACAAGUUGCUGGAAAAGUCAGAUCUUCAUUCAGUUCUUACCCAGAAGCUACAAGCAGAGAAGCCGGACAUACCCAACAGGCAUGAGAUAAGUCCUGGACAUGAUGGUGCAUGGAAUGAUGGCCAGCUACAGGAAAUGGCCCACCUGAGGAUGAAACACCAGGAAGAACUGACUGAGUUGCACAAGAAACGUGGGGAGUUAGCUCAGUUGGUGAUUGACCUGAAUAACCAAAUGCAGCAGAAGGACAGGGAGAUGCAGAUGAAUGAAGCAAAAAUUGCAGAAUGUUUGCAGACUAUCUCUGAUCUGGAGACGGAGUGCCAAGAACUACGCAAUAAACUGCAGGACCUGGAGAGAGCCAACCAGACCCUGAAGGAUGAAUAUGAUGCCCUGCAGAUCACUUUUACUGCCUUGGAGGAGAAACUGAGGAAAACUUCGGAGGAGAAUCAGGAGCUGGUCACCAGGUGGAUGGCCGAGAAAGCACAGGAAGCCAAUCGCCUCAAUGCAGAGAAUGAAAAGGAUUCAAGGCGGCGACAAGCCCGACUGCAAAAAGAGCUCGCAGAAGCAGCGAAAGAACCUCUACCAGUUGAACAGGAUGAUGACAUUGAAGUCAUUGUGGAUGAAACUUCUGAUCACACUGAAGAGACUUCGCCCAUGCGAGGCAUCAGCAGAGCAGCCACUAAGCGACUCUCGCAGCCUGCUGGAGGCCUUCUGGAUUCUAUCACUAAUAUCUUUGGGAGGCGCUCUGUCUCUUCCUUUCCCGUUCCCCAGGAUAAUGCGGAUACUCAUCCAGGUUCAAGUAAAGAAGUGAGGGUCCCAACAACUGCAGUGUGUGUCUUUGAUGCUCAUGACGGGGAAGUCAACGCUGUGCAGUUCAGUCCUGGAUCCCGGCUGUUGGCCACGGGCGGCAUGGAUCGGAGGGUUAAGCUUUGGGAAGUGUCUGGAGACAAGUGUGAGUUCAAGGGUUCCCUCUCUGGCAGUAACGCAGGAAUUACAAGCAUUGAAUUUGAUAGUGCUGGAUCUUACCUCUUAGCUGCUUCAAAUGAUUUUGCAAGCCGAAUUUGGACCGUGGAUGAUUAUCGGUUACGGCACACACUCACAGGACACAGUGGUAAAGUGCUCUCUGCCAAGUUCCUGCUGGACAAUGCGCGUAUUGUUUCUGGAAGUCAUGACCGGACCCUCAAACUCUGGGAUCUGCGCAGCAAAGUCUGCAUAAAGACAGUGUUUGCGGGAUCCAGCUGCAAUGAUAUUGUUUGCACAGAGCAGUGUGUAAUGAGUGGACAUUUUGACAAGAAAAUUCGUUUCUGGGACAUACGGUCAGAGACUAUCAUCCGAGAGAUGGAGCUGUUGGGGAAGAUUACUGCCCUGGACUUAAAUCCAGAAAGAACUGAACUCCUAAGCUGCUCCCGUGAUGACCUGCUAAAAAUUAUCGAUCUCCGAAUAAAUGCUAUCAGACAGACGUUUAGUGCUCCUGGGUUCAAAUGUGGCUCUGACUGGACGAGAGUCGUGUUCAGCCCUGAUGGCAGUUAUGUGGCAGCAGGCUCCGCAGAGGGCUCUGUCUACGUCUGGAGUGUGCUCUCCGGGAAAGUAGAGAAGAUCCUUUCAAAGCAUCAUGGCUCGUCCAUCAAUGCGGUGGCAUGGUCCCCCUCCGGCUCCCACAUCGUCAGUGUGGACAAGGGAAGCAAAGCUGUGCUGUGGUCGGAAUACUGA
Molecule: messenger RNA, 1824 nt
Organism: Pipistrellus nathusii (Nathusius's pipistrelle)
Lineage: Eukaryota; Metazoa; Chordata; Mammalia; Chiroptera; Vespertilionidae
Source: the annotation of a GenBank genome assembly